GAAUCCAGUGGAAAGAGAGGGAUAAAGGAAAUACUGAAACGCGUGGAGUGAAGUUCUUGGAGGAAUAACGCGGAGGGAAUAAGCGUCUGUUCAUGUGAUUCGUGUUUAUAGUUUCACUUUUACGCGUCACAGCUGUUUUUUUUUUCUGCCUUCAGCAGCGGCGGCAACAACGGAGGCGCUGAAAACCGACAAAAACUCCAACAACAACAACAACAACAGCAGCAGCAGAUCACCGGCUGAAACCACUGACAGCUUACUGGAACUUCCUGUAAUCGGUCUGAAAAGUCCAGAAAAAGUUUUGACGCCAGAAACGAACUGAACCACGGUAUUCGUCGUUUGGUCCGGAUCGUGGUCCAGGAGAGGUUUCACACUUGUAAUUUUGGUUGGGAUCAAACUGAAAAGUCCUAAAGUCUACCAAACGAGGACUUGUUUCCAGUAGAUUAUGCAAUAGAGGGAUCAGCUGGAUCAUCACAUUCAUCAUCGGUGUCACCAUCAUAUGGUAGAUUGCCUCAUGAUGGCUUCCUCUCCCGGGCUGGAUGCCGACCCACUGCCCCUGCUUCAGCUCCAGGAGGUGGACUCCAGCAAAGCCUCAGAGAGGCUGAACUCCCCGGGACUCCUGCCCGGCAUGUACAGCCCUCCUAUGGGCAUGGACAACCACGCCGUCUGCAUUCCCUCUCCGUACACCGACAAUAGCCACGAGUACAACCACGGACACGGACCUCUGACCUUCUACAGCCCGUCAGUGCUGAGCUAUGCCCGACCGCCCAUCACUGACAGUCCGUCAUCUCUGUGCCAAUCCCUCAGCCCCUUGUGGCCGUCCCAAAACCACCCCAACGUGCCCUCGCUCACCCUCCGCUGUCCUCAGCCUCUCGUCUACAACGAACCCAACACGCACGCAGCCUGGCUGGAGCCCAAAACCCCCAGCAUCAACACCAGCAGUUCCAUCGUCAGCUGUAACAAGCUGAUGGGGAAGAGAUCAGAGGAAGGAAUGGAAGUCGUGAACUCCUCGUGUUCAUCCGUGGUAGGGAAAGCCGACAUGCACUUCUGCGCCGUGUGCCACGACUACGCCUCCGGGUACCACUACGGCGUGUGGUCCUGCGAGGGAUGCAAGGCUUUUUUCAAGAGGAGUAUCCAAGGACACAAUGACUACAUCUGCCCCGCCACGAACCAGUGCACUAUUGACAAGAACCGGCGUAAAAGCUGCCAGGCCUGUCGCCUACGCAAAUGCUAUGAAGUGGGAAUGAUGAAGUGUGGUGUGAGGCGUGAACGCUGCAGCUACCGAGGAACCCGGCACCGCCGCGGUGGAUUUCACUCCCGGGAUCCCACAGGCAAGGGUAUGGUCAGGGUGGGGCUCGGUGCUCGGGCCCAGCGGCAUCUCCACCUGGAGGUUCCCCUCGCUCCGCUCCUUCGGUCGAACCAAAUGCGCAACUCGGCCAUGAGCCCCGAGGAGUUCAUCUCCCGCAUCAUGGACGCCGAGCCUCCGGAGAUUUACCUCAUGGAGGAUCUGAAGAAGCCCUUCACCGAAGCCACCAUGAUGAUGUCCCUCACCAGCCUGGCUGACAAGGAGCUGGUCUUCAUGAUCAGCUGGGCCAAAAAGAUUCCAGGCUUUGUAGAGCUGAAUCUAGCAGACCAGAUCCACCUGCUGAAGUGCUGCUGGCUGGAGGUCCUGAUGCUGGGUCUGAUCUGGAGGUCAGUGGAUCAUCCUGGAAAACUCAUCUUCUCUCCAGACUUCAAACUCAACAGGGAUGAGGGACAGUGCGUGGAGGGCAUCGUGGAGAUUUUCGACAUGCUGCUGGCAGCCACUUCUCGGUUUCGCGAGCUGAAGCUGCAGAGGGAGGAGUACGUCUGUCUCAAGGCCAUGAUCCUCCUCAACUCCAAUUUGUGUACGAACUCCCCGCAGACAGCCGAGGAGCUGGAGAGCAGGAACAAAAUGCUGCGUCUGCUGGACUCGGUGAUUGAUGCUCUUGUGUGGGUGAUUUCCAAAAUGGGCCUGACGACCCAGCAGCAGACUCUGCGCCUUGGACACCUCACCAUGCUGCUCUCCCACAUCCGCCAUGUCAGUAACAAAGGCAUGGACCAUCUGUCCACCAUGAAGAGGAAGAACGUGGUGCUGGUGUACGACCUCCUCCUGGAGAUGCUGGAGGCCAACACGUCCAGCAGCAGCAGUCACACGUCUGCGUCCUCGCUGAGCUCUGACACCGUCUCCGAGGAGCACCAGUACCCCCAACCCCCUCCCCACCCGCAGCCCGGCGCAAACCAGACCACCGCUGACCACGCCGCCGUGCUUCCGCACGGACCAGCUGAUCCAGCUCUGAUCAUGGACAGACACCUGCAGGCUUCGGCCCUCCAGUCCACACCUCCACCGAGUUUCGUGGUGGCUCACAUGGCUUUGGAGAGCAAUGAUUACAUCCAUCCUGAGCCGUGGUCACUGGAUUCAGGAGAUGCGGGUCUUGCGGAGGAAGUGAGGGACUACGUCAUCGCUGAAGGAGUUGUCAUGGACACCACCUUAGAGGGGUGACUGGACUGUAAAGAGACAAACGGAGACUGAACAACUUUCCACCACGAAAGAUGGAGAAAAGGAAACAAACAAACAAAAAAAAGGAUAAAAAAAACAAAAAAACAAAGUGCUGUUGUGAGGUAAAAGUUUUUUUCUCUUGUUGAGAUGUUUUUAGUCUUUGCGUAUAAAAAAAAAAGAAGCAGUUUUUGAUUGAAUGUAUAUUUUGUGUGCGUAAAUAUUUCUUGUGAAUGUGCACUACAGUAGGUGUUCAUGAGAACAUCGCUAAACUCUGCCAGUCGGUUUGUGCUCUUUUUUGAUAUACAGUAUUUGUAUCUUUUUUUUUCCACCUUGGUGUUAUAUCCAGAACAAGCCAUCUACAAACCACCUGCAGUGACUUACAGAAACAUGCAUGUGGUCAACAGUUAACAUCCAUUUCCAUUAAUACAGCUGUAAAAGGGCAGUGUUUUCUAUCACACUGGUGUUUUUUUUUUCUUCUUCUUCACUACUAUUGUGUACUUUGAUGUUUUAAUCGGUGCCUGUUCAUCCAGGAUUUUUCUACUCUCCUUUGUACAAAGUCAGUCAAGUCAAGAAGCAGAAGUAGAAGUGGCCUUUUCACAAAAUGACUGUUAAAAUAGCUUUUUUCUCUGUUCAUCUGGCUAAACUAAGUCUGGAUUUACACUUUAUGAUAUGUGGCACAGAUCUGUUCUUUUUACUGGAACACGAGUAAACCACGUUUCAUUGAAUUAAACACUUAAGCACCAGCAAAACAGUCCAAAUAACAACAUUUUUAACAUUUAUGUAAACUAAACAUAGCACAAAAAGUAAGGAAAUUUGUGUUUGG
Molecule: messenger RNA, 3338 nt
Organism: Thunnus maccoyii (southern bluefin tuna)
Lineage: Eukaryota; Metazoa; Chordata; Actinopteri; Scombriformes; Scombridae
Gene: esr2b
Product: estrogen receptor 2b
Exons: 11
Coding region: 497-2518 (673 amino acids)
Biological process (GO): estrogen receptor signaling pathway; regulation of DNA-templated transcription; cellular response to estradiol stimulus
Cellular component (GO): nucleus
Molecular function (GO): sequence-specific DNA binding; nuclear estrogen receptor activity; nuclear receptor activity
Source: RefSeq, a predicted model, not a curated record